UCUCAUGCGCUGUUGUUUUGGUAAUAUCUUGCGCUGUUCUUAAUAUCUUAAUUUUAAUUUAAAUCAAUAUAACUUUUAAAAUUUAUAUUGUAUUUAUUAUCUACAGUAUGAGUGGAAUAGACAGUCUAGUUGAAAAAUUAGCUGGUGCUUCAGUGGAGGAAAAUGAGCAUAAAGAAGUAAAUUUUGCCGGUCGAGCUUUGAAAUUAAAUUCUGAAGACGAUGCUGCUGAAAUUGUGAAAAGUAUACAGAACUGUCCAGGAAUGACUGUUUUGCGAUUAGAGGGAAAUACUAUUGGGAUACCGGCGGCAAAAGCAAUUGCUAAGGCUUUAGAAAAUCAGCCAAACUUUAAGAAAGCGUUAUGGAAGGAUAUGUUUACGAGACGCGAUAAAACUGAGAUACCUGAAGCUCUCAGUUAUUUAAGUAACGGUAUAAUGAUUUCUAAUGCCAGGUUAGCUGUACUAGAUCUAAGUGACAAUGCCUUUGGCCCUCGCGGAUUAAUCGGAAUUGUUAAACUUCUUGAGUCUCCGUCUUGUUACAGUUUAGAGGAACUGCAUUUGAAUAAUAAUGGACUCGGCAUAUCUGGAGCAAAAAUGUUGGCAGAUGCUAUGUGUAACUGCAUCGAGAACAGCCGUAAGGGUGGCACUCCUUUGAAAUUGAAAAUUUUUGUUUGCGGUCGUAACCGACUUGAAAAUGAGGGAGCUACUGCACUUUCAAAGUUUCUGAAACAACUUGGAACUUUGGAAUCUGUUGCUAUGCCUCAGAAUGGCAUCUAUUUCGAGGGUAUUAAGCAUUUAGCUGAUGCAUUCUCUUCGAAUCCAGAUCUGAAAGUUAUUAAUCUCGAAGAUAAUAGCUUGACCGAAAAAGGUACGUUUUAUAUUGCCAAUUGUCUUCCAUCAUUAAAAAAACUUCAGAUGCUUAAUCUCGGAGACUGUCUUAUACGAACUGGUGGUGCCUUAACAUUAGCUAAAGUGUUAAAAGAAAGUUGUCCUGACCUGAGGGAGAUUUAUCUUGGCUACAAUGAGAUUAACAAAGAAGGUGGUAAAGCACUUGCUGAUGCUAUGGAGAACAAAACAGCUCUAGAGUUGCUAGUUCUAAAUGGUAAUCAGUUUGGAGAUGAAGGUUGCGUACUCGUAAUAGAAAGGAUGUCAGAAUUCGGAAAAUCUGAUCAGCUUGGCACGUUAAGCGAAGAUGAAGGGGAAGAUGAUGAAAAUGAUGAAGAUGAAGAUGAUGAUGAUUAUAAUGAGGAACAUGUUGAGGAAGAGGAAGAGGAAGAAAGUGAUUCACAGGAUGAAAUUUCUAAUAAAUCUUUGGAAGAUGGUAAAACUUCAUUACAUCCAUGUCCUAUAUACAAAGAGAGCAGCAUCCAUGAUUUUGUACGUCAUCCAACUUCAGGUAUGCUAGUUUCCCUCCACGAUGCCAAUGAAGAUAUCUUAUCGCUGCUUCCUGAAGAAUCAUCAGAUUUUGAUUAUGUGGAGCUAUUUUGUAAAGUAUGUUCAGUUGUAGAUUUGGAUAAUGAAAAAGUUAAGUUAGCUGCAUAUAAAUUUGCAGAUGAUAUUCUUUCUAAAGCUUUUAGUAUUUGGUCAAGUGAUGUUUCUAUAUUUAAUAACAACUUUUUGGUUGGUAUUGGGCUCCUAAAAGGAGAGGAUAAAAAAAUGAAAAAAGAUCUCGACAUUAGUGGUAUUUUAGUAGUUCUUGACCACGUUGUCAGACAACCUUAUUUUCUUUCUUCUACAAAGAGCUUGUUGCAGUUUUUCUUAUCCCAGCCUUUGCUUUAUGUAACAGCAAAUAAUAAAGCCAAACAUAUACUGAUGCAAACUUUGUACCAAAUUUAAAAUUCCUUGUUUUCAAAUCAAUUUUGUGCAUAGAUUAAACAUUGUCUUUCAUCGAAUUUCUGGGAAACUCCAUUGUUAUCACUCAUAUUUUCUUGUCAUUUAAUGAAGUUUUGGCCAAUAAAUAACAUAUUUAAAUUAAAUAUUUCAACAUUUUUUUAAGUAUUUAUGUAUAGAAUCAUUAAAAAUAGAACAUAUUGAAAUUUAAUCAUCAACUGAUACUACUUUAAAACUGGUGUGUAUUUCUGGCAUAAUUUUUCAAUUGCCUCUGAAUUGUGAUAUUUUCUUCUGUGAUAUAUUUUAGUAUAUAUUACAGAUAAACAAAAGACACCGACUGGGAACAAACAAAAGUUACAAAAGCAUACGAACAUCAGUAAAAGUAGAUGUUCUAAAUUUUCUGUUUGAUAUUUGCUAGUCUAAAUUAGUUGUUAAAAAUGGUGUGGGAUCUGUAUUGAACAUUGCAAAUGUUAUAGGAAUGUGAAAAAAAUAUCAAUUUUAAUGAAAUGGAAUAUAUAAUCAUUAGUUGUAAAUUGUUUGGAGUUUAUUUACUUUUUCAGUUUUUACAUUUCAAUGAAUGUAUGUUCAUGAAUUAGUUCAUGAAUUUUUAAAAAUUUACUUAUUAUCAUUGUGACAAUAAUGCCACAUAAGGAAAUGAGGAUUCAGUAAGACACUUUAUAUCAAACAAUUUUCGCCAGAAAGGCUUCCAUUGACUUAUUGGCCACUAUUAAAUUGUGUUAUUUAUCUCUUAUAGCAGUGUUCUUAUUUUCAAAGUAAGGGCUGUUGCUGAAAAGUUUUAAAGUGUGUCAUUUUCUUUCUUUUUUUUUUUUUUUUUUUUUUUAAAUUGAAAUAACUAACUCAAGAGCAAUAUUGGUACUUCGUUGUUAUAGUAGCCCUCAACCUUAUUUAGCAAUUUUAAAUUUAUGCCAAAAUCUCAGCUAUAAUUUUGCCAAGUUCAUGAAGCAUGAAUGUAAAAAUAAACAACAUAAUAUAUAAUAAUAAUAAUGAUGAUAAACUCGCAUGUUGUUUCUUAAGAAUAUUUGUGAUGAACUCUUGUCCUUAUUGUUAAUAUAAUAUCACAUAUAAUUGUUCCAGUUCCACUUUCACACAUAUUAAGCUGUUUGGUUACACCAUUUCAUAGAAAUUAACUCCUCUGCUCAAGAAUGCUUAAUCUAACAGCAAUGACAAACAAUAUUCUGGAACUGCUAAACCAAUUUCGAACAUGUACGCCCAUCUUUAUUUUGCAUUCGAACAUGUACACCCUUCUUUAUUUUGCAGUUUUUAAUAUUACAUCUCCAUUUCGUGUCAUUGUUAACAUAAAAAGUUUCAUGUUGUGGCCAUUUUCAUGUAUUAGUGUGUUAAAAACUCCACAUCAUUACAUGGUAAUUUAAAGAUUGUUAGCGUCAUGUUAAAAAGAAAAAAAAAAAGCAAUGAAUAUAUUUUUAGUAAACAAUGUGAAUUCGAAAAACUUAUCAAAAAUGAAUAUAAGAGCAUGUGGCGAGAGCAAAAAUGCAACACAGUGCUAAUAUAAGAUCAUGUGGUGAGGUAUUAUAAGAACAUGCAGUGAGAUUUUGGCAGUAUUGUAAAUAGUGCAGUACUUCUUUACUAUAGCAAAGAAGCACUGCACUCUUUCUUAUGUUCAGAAAAAUUUCUCUGCAGUCAAAACUAGCUGACGAUAAAAAUAUGUUUUCUCACUAAAAGUAUCAAUUCGGAGCAUUUGGAGAAAAUUUUAAAUUAAUAUAUAUUUAACUAAAAGUAAAAUAUGAAUAUAAAAAAUUAGUAUUUUGCUAUGAUUUUAAUUUGUAAAGCAUUUUAAUUUUAUUCAGAUUCUGAUUAUCCAUGCUUUUAUUAUAUUUGUAGCUGAGAGUCAUAUGUAUUAACAUCACUGAUAAAAUUAUUUGAAAAAUUAUUGUGCUUUAAGUUACGCAUAUUUUAAAAACUGGGCAUCAUUUGUGAUUUGAUACAUGAACAUUCUUUGACAGAUUGUCAAAGAGAAUUCAUUAUUUCAAACAUUAUAUAGUAAAAUUCAGUAGAUUUAUAUGUUUUGCAUUCAUAAUUGUCAAAGUAAAAGUUUUCCUUAAAUAUUACCUGUUAAAGUUAAUAAUUAAAAAUAAUUAGCUUCGUUUUCAUUAUAACUCUUGUUUUAUAUAACUUUUUGACAUCAAAUAAUAUUUAAGUAUUAAAAAAAUGCAUCUGAAAGAAAGGAUGUUCAUAAGGAUAUUUCAUUUGUAAUUAUGAAUUUUUUUAUAUUUUACGUAUGUGAAUAUUCACUGUUGAUAUAUAAAUACAGUUCUGUACUAAAUUCAGUUAUUUUAUAUUUGUUUUAUUGAAAAUUUUGUUUAUGGGCACAUAGUUUUUUGUAGAAAGUUCAGUUAUGUUCUGCUGCAUUUGUGUUGUGUGUUAAAAUUAUAAGUACAUAUUUUGAUACUGUAAUAUUGUCUUGGCAAUAUAAAAUAAUUUAUUUAAACUGAUUUACUUCAUUGUUCACUAAACAUAUAGUUCAUGCUGUAAAGAAACUUUAAAUUUAGUUACCUGGGAUAAUUUCUGGUCCCUUUUUCCAAAAUAAGGUCAGAAUUGCUUUUAAUACGCUGAAGAAAGAUUACUGUUUUUUAAUUUUGACAAGAUUGCAAGAUUUUUAAUAUAUGCAUAUAUUUUUUAAUUUUAUUUGGAAAAUAAUGAAUUUAUUAUUAUUAUCCUUUUAAAGCAUUAUAUGUCGAAGGAAAAAAUUCAAAAAAUAAUGCUAAAGUUUUCAAAAUUGAAAUUUUUUGUGUUUUAACAUCAUUUAAUGGUAAAGAUUUAAUUUUGUGAGUUGGCAACAAUAGAUGUCAUAUUGAAUUUUUUAAAAAUGAAAUAUUUAAAAAGUUAAAUAAUAAACCCUUUUUAUAUUGUAAACUGAUGUUUUCGUAUUGCAGUUUUUAUGAUCAAAUUAAUUCUUAAUUAAAUUGCAAAAAAUUAUAAGACACCUUGAAUCA
Molecule: messenger RNA, 4798 nt
Organism: Stegodyphus dumicola
Lineage: Eukaryota; Metazoa; Arthropoda; Arachnida; Araneae; Eresidae
Product: ran GTPase-activating protein 1-like
Biological process (GO): signal transduction; activation of GTPase activity; nucleocytoplasmic transport
Cellular component (GO): perinuclear region of cytoplasm; nucleus; cytosol
Molecular function (GO): GTPase activator activity; small GTPase binding
Source: RefSeq, a predicted model, not a curated record